AAAUAAACCCAAACAAGUAUAUAUAAACAUCACAUAACACAACCUUCGUUGGAGCUCUCUCAAAUUGAUCAAAUUGAUUGAAUGAUUCCCAAAUUGUUCUGCAAAAUUGUCUGGAAUCGUGUGAAUGUCAAACCCUAAUUUAUCCCUCUAUAACGCCUCGAAGCAGUACAUCACAGAACCCCCAAUAAGCAGUAAAAUCGCGAGGAUUUCUCAAUGGCCCACUCCCGAAAACUCGGGGUGCAACAGCUUAUGGCGCGAGGCGGCCCUGAUUGUACCUUCGGCUUUGCUGGUGUUGUACAUAGGAUUUCAAGCGAGACGCAACGUGAAGAAGCUCAUGCAUAGGAAGUCCUAUGUGAUGAUCGCGUAUUACGCCCUCUUAUGGGUCUCAGCUCUGCUAAAUUUGGCGUGGUCUAUGGUUCAGGGAUGGCAGUGUGCUCUUGACAAGGCAAUUGCUUGGAACUUGUUGUCAUUAUUCACAGAAUGUGGGAUGCUAUCUUUGGAGAUUAGCAUAGUGGCUUUCCUGCUCCAGGAUGAUUAUGCAAAUGGAUUAGAAGCACUUGCUCAUAUUUUCCGUAUUUCGGGUUCCGUUGUAGCUGUUGAUUUACUUGUCCAGGCAAUCUUCAUAUUUGGAUUUGGAGUAUCUCUCUUCAUUAACAGUGAUGCUACACAGUGGGGAAAGUGGAGUGUAUUGUUCUUUCACUUAUUGGUGCUUGCAUCGGUCUAUUGCUACAUACUAUUCGUUCAUUAUUCAAAGUGGAGGGAUAAGUUGCCACCAAGGCCAUCAUUCUACAACUAUGUUGUCGUCAUGUUCAUAGUAAAUACUGCAGGAGUAUUUGCUAGUGGACUGGCUGGAAUUGGUUUUGGCUUAGGAUUUUGGUUGUACAAUUUCAUGAUUAUCUGCCGGCACUCCCUUUAUCUUCCUUUCCUGUAUGCAAUUUUCCUCGCUGACUUUUUCCAGGAGGAAGAUUGGCUUUUGGAUAAUGAGUAUUAUUCAGAAAUGAAAGAUGCUGGUUUUUUCGAUUCUGAGUGGGAUUAGUGUAUUGCUUUUUCUGUAGGCUUGUAAAUAAACAUUGGCUAAAUCUACAUCCUGUAUCUUUAAAUGUAAGCCAAGAUGUAGUGUAGAUUUCCAUUACACAAUUACUAACACGAACUCAUAAAACUGAAGUGGUUAUUUUAACAGUAGCAGAAAAUAAUAGUGAAACACUGAGACCCUAGCAUAGCAUUUGACUCAAACUCACUAAUAACCAUCCAAAAUUAAUAUUUCAAGUAAUCAAACAAUAUUUUCAUAGGUCUUUUCAUUUGAGAAUGUAACUAGUGUAUUUUGUAUUUUUUCG
Messenger RNA from Striga asiatica, 1334 nucleotides. Lineage: Eukaryota; Viridiplantae; Streptophyta; Magnoliopsida; Lamiales; Orobanchaceae. The record is from the annotation of a GenBank genome assembly.